UUCGUUGCCACCUCGGCUACCGCGGCUACCAUCGCUGUCGUCGGCGCUCUGUGUGGCUCGCUGAUUUGCCCUAUUCGCCACAGAUAUUUAACAUCCUGUUCCGUUUGAUCUGGCAUUCAGUUGUUGCAUACUCGUCAGCGUAUUCACAUUAGCGCUGCCAAAAAAGCGGGCGGACAAAAAAUUUUAAAUAAAAUCUAAUGUGGCAAAAGAAAAAGCAACAUUGUUAAAAAGUCAACCAAACGGUUUUGAGUUUCGAAAUUUUUGAAUUUGAAUUUUGCUUUAAAGAGAGAUAAAAAGUCAAAUUUAAUCAAAUUACUGUAGUUUUGUGUAUGUGCAAAAAAAAAGUUAAUAACUUGAGUAAAGUCAAAAUUGUGAAGAAUUCAAAACUGAGCUUUUUUUACAUAUUUUAAGUGCGCACAAUAAAACUGUAAAAAAAUUCUCGAAGACUUCCGCAGUUUGUUCUCAGCUUUCUCCACUCUUCUCAUCAAAAUUUGCAUCAUUCUCCACUUGUGUUACGUAAAACUUUAAAUGGCCGUGCAAGAACUGAAAUGUCUCACUGGGCGUUGUUGUAAGUUGUUGCUUUUAUUUCUACUUUGCAACGCCAUUGCAGCAACAAAUGGUACCGGAAGCGAGGCGUCGACGCAUGAGAGCCAUAAUUACCCGACGACCAUAAACGAGCGGACGAGACGUGAUGUUUCAGCGUCGGCCGACAGCACUACCACGCUCCAACCGUUGGCCUACAACAAUGGUAACCUCAAUGCGGCUGAUAAUAAGGACAAACAUAAUUUGCCAUUUAAUGUUGUUGGCAAUCCACUGCGUACCUUAAACAUUGUCAAGCGCACACCAAGCGGCUUUAUUGGAAUGCGCGGUAAAAAGGAAUACGAAUACACCGAUUACAGUAAUGCCAACAAUCUGGCAAUGGAUGAUGAUCGUACAGCCGAUUGGGACAUCGAUCCCAUACAACGAGUUGCCUACGAAAAUGAGCUAAAUGGCGUUUACGGUCACUUGUUGGGUUUGGAAUCACGGUUCAAGAAAGCACCCAGUACAUUCUAUGGCGUUCGGGGUAAAAAGUACAGUGACAACGAUGUAAAUCGUGUUAAUUCGUUAAUACGGCGUUUAGAAGAGGACCGUUUGCGUCAAGAGUUGACGCAGAAUUUCCUCAGAGAAUUAGUAAAUCGGCAAACAACAGCACAGAAUGAUGUCACAAAGCGUGCACCAACCGGUUUCACAGGAAUGCGCGGUAAGCGACCAUCGGUGAUGGACUAUUUGUAUUACGACGAAGAUGGCAUGUUGACAGCGCCCUUUGUGGAGGAGAAGCGCGGUCCAGUCAAUGCAUUUAUGGGUGUGCGUGGCAAGAAGGAUGCGGAUCAUCAGACGUUCAAGAGAUCUCCAUUAGAGUCUGGCAACCGGCGCAGCAAGUCUCAACGUUUUGUUGACUUCAACAACAAAUUCGUGGCGGUGCGAGGCAAGAAGGACGAUACCAACGAUGACAGCAGCAACACUUUCACCGAUGAGAUACAUCAGGGGUACAACGUCAACAAUAUGCCGCUACUGGCGCUGCACAGCAUACGCGGCAAACGAGCUGUAGCCACGCCAGCGGAAACGGAACACGCGACAUACAAAUUAGGUAUGUACGAACGAACACAUGCAAUGCAUGCUGUUGCAAGCAAAAGUAGUUACAGUGAGCCAUUGUGAAGGACACUUCGUGUCGAAGUAAAGAAAAAAGAAUAAAUGUCUUCCGGAUUUAUGCAUAUAAUGAGCAAAUACUACACUCUUCCAGCAACAAUAACGACAACGUCAACGCUAGAAAGCUUAAAAUAGUAUACAGACCUGUAUUUGUGAGUCCUGCUGCAGAUUUCUUUAGAAAUGGGUAGACAGUCUUUGGCAAUAAUAAAAAACAAAGACGUUUAGCUAAGUACAUGCAUUUAGAAAUCCGCGCAAAGAUGCCAUGCGUUACAUGGCAUGAAAACUGAAUAAGAGUGGCAGUGCUGAAGUGUGCUCACUUCAGCCUCUUCUUGAAUGUGCGAGCCAGUCGUUGUUUCAAGUGGCGCUUAACCUUUUUCAUGGAUUCGUUAGAGUGUCGCACUCGGUCGAUUGUCACUAGCGACUUAUUUUCUUGAACUGUAAUGUUUGAAUUAUAAUCGCGAAGUAGCCAGCAAGAAUUUAAAAAUAUUUUUAUAAUUAAGUUCAACUGGUUUUUCAAGAGUAUCAUAGAUUUUUCUGGUUCAUAGUUGUGUGCGAAAAUGUAUUUUGUUGAAUAGUUCUUUGAAAAAAUUGCAAACAAUAUCCUCUGAAAAACUUAGUUCGAAAACCAUAGACACGAAACAUUUGCUCGCUAAGGAAGGAAAAGGAAGGAAGGGAGUAGCGUUUUUCACUGUUCCUGCUAUUAAAAGUUGAGCCCGUGGUAAAAACGCAGUUAUCAGCCAUCUUUGUUUGUUUUCAUUUGAACAAUGUUGCCAUUGCUCAAUACGCAUAGUAUAUAGUUUUGUACACAUCUAUGUUUUCAAUUACAAUUUUUUAUAAUAUAAAAUAUCAAAACUGAAAACGAACUUAAAAAUAUUUUAUCUUAAUAUAUAAAAAUCACGUGUCACAUUGUUUGUUUGCGAUGGACUCUUAAACUACUGAACCGAUUUUAAUGAAAUUUUUAACACUGUGUGCAGUUUGGUCCAACUUGAAAGAUAGGAUAGUUUAUAACUCUCCUUAUAGUCGCAUUAUUUAUUUAUUGCAAAUUAUUUGUUUAUUAUUAGCAAAGAGCUAUCCACCAGUUGGUGGCGCUAAGAGCGGUAUUGAGUGCGGUAUGUUACAGUAGAUGGCGCUACAAACAUUAAA
Molecule: messenger RNA, 2829 nt
Organism: Bactrocera dorsalis (oriental fruit fly)
Lineage: Eukaryota; Metazoa; Arthropoda; Insecta; Diptera; Tephritidae
Product: tachykinins
Exons: 5
Coding region: 529-1695 (388 amino acids)
Source: RefSeq, a predicted model, not a curated record